UCCGUCGAUACCGGUUGCUGCCUGGACACAAAGGAGAGAGUAGCGAAUGGAUGGAUGGAUCCAUGCACCCCUCCCUAGCCUAAGUCAGUCAAUCAGUGUAUAUAUACGGCAAUACGGAGACCCAACAAGCACACGCACAUGUACACGCACCACACGAGACUCCCUUGGAGAAACCACCACACCGCACCAUACACACCCCGCCCAUCCCUCAGUCAAUAUCAUGGCCGUCACUAGCACCAGAUUGUUCCCCUUCCAACUCUACAGGGGAGAACCCCUCCACAUCAGCAAGACGCCGCUCGUAUCCCCUGCAACGACAUACGGCAGGCUCAUCGAAUGGCGCAGGUGGGUAUAAGCAAGGGUUGUUGGUUUGCGGUUCUCAUUCACCUGAUGGUGUCCCGCAGCUCUUUGUUUCUCUUUGCCAGCUGCAGGAUGGUGGCGUUGGCCUUCUCGGUGCGAUCGAUCAACUCUUGCUUGAGCCGCUCCACCUUCUGGCCCUGCACACAUCACAUCCAUGUGACACACAUGGGAGAUGGAUGUCCUCGCCCGUCCACCCCACCCCACCACACUCCACUCACCAGCUUCCGUGUGACGUCUUCGUACUGCCUGAUCCUGGCGUCGCGGUCGUCCUCUCGCUGAGGUCUCAUCGGCACACGCUCGCCACUCGCCUGUCGCCUCAGCACCCCCUCCCUCUGUGGCCUCAGCUGGGGCUUGCCGCGAACGUUGGACAGGCGGUGAUACACGGCCCCCACAGCCAAUGGGGUGGAAGAGGCCGAGUGCGUCAGCCCACGGCCGACACGGCUCACCGACGCCGACACAGACGCGGGAGUGGGGCUGGACGUGUGGGGGUGGCUGGUGUAGGCGGGCAUCAUCACCCGAUGGUCCGACUGAGCUGCCGCUGCCUGCCACUGCCACUCGUGUGCAUGGCGACCAGUCAGCUGUUGGCCCGCCAACGUCCGCUUGGUGGGGCUGGCUGUGGUCGCCACACCCACGCCCACACCUUCACUCAUACCACCAGCACGAUAGUGGCCCAUCCGUCGCGCAUAAGGCGACGCACCUGGUCCCAGCUUGAGCCUGUUGGCCUGGCCGGCACGUUGAUGUCGCACUGGUGGUGCGUUGCGGCUGAUAGAUGUGGAUGGGCUCAUGACGGACGAGGCGGCGUCGACACUAGCUGACGGGGGGGAGAGGGUGUUGGAGGUGAAGGUUGGGGGAAACGGGGGCAGGUCAACCACCAUUGGGUGGUGUGGGGGGAUGGGGGAGCGGUCGGUGGGCGAGGCGUGAGAGCCGUCGUCGUCCUGGGGGUAGUGUGGUGGGUUGGGGCUUCGGGUGAGGAAGCGCCUGGCGGGGCUGUCGCUCUCCGACGGCGUCGCAUUCGGAUCCAAAAUGCGACGCAGACGCGUGUUCUCAUCCUAACAUCCAAACAGAGCGCGUCAAUUCCGGGUGGAGGAGUGGCUGCGUGAACAGUCACAAACUGACCGUUUGGUACUGCAGCUGCCUUCUGAGGUAUGCGAUUUCGUCGUGGAGUGUGUGUCGAUUCUCCGACAGCGAUUGCACCUUCUGUACGUGGUGCAGCGACUGCUCUACCAGCUCCUCCGUCAACCUGAAACACAGACAUACACACACACACAGACACACGCACAGCUGUAGAUGGCUGAGAGUUGGUAGACGUGUGUGUGUUAGUGUCUCUGUCUUGGCACCUUUCGUUCUCUUCGUGGAGCCUGGCCAUUGCAUCGGUUGCCCUCUCCUCUCCCCUGUCCCUCUCGCCCUCCUCCUCAGCCAGGUCGUCAUCCGUCGGGAUGGGCAGCACGGGAUGCGACACAUGACCCGACACCUCACGCACCAACGAGAAGGGGAGGCCCCCCUCACCCCCCACAACCAACCCUCUCCUCCCGUCACUAGCAGUACGGCUGCCCACCGGCUGGGCCAACACGGCCCCACCACUAGUACCAGCAGCACCAGUGGCGGCUAUGUCCUCGUCAUCGUGCGAUGGCUGGUGUGGGUGUGGCCGUCCUGUCUUGGCCCCUCCCAGCAGCAGCUGCUGUAACACCUCCUCUACCUCUUUGUCGAUCCUAUCGUCGGCAGCUGAUGCGGACGCUGCAUCCCUCCCCACCCCACCGAUCCCAACACCCUCCGAGGCAGCAGAUGGUGCUGCACCUGCCGCUGCCGUUGCCGUUGCCAUGCCGGCGAAGGGCACCGAACAAUGGAGGUUCCGUACGCUGGGGGAGUGGCGCAGGUGACUCAGCAGGCCGCCGCUGGUGGUCGGUGGGUCAGGGGCAGUGGCGCGGGCAUGAGUAUGGUCUUCGUGUGAGAUGCCUGGUCUCGGCCUUGACUUUGCCAUCGUUCUGGCGGCCUCCCGAAUGCGAGUCGAGAAGUCGUUGGAUGCAGAUGCGUGUGGGGCCGAUCGCGGCGCGUCUUCACGAGAGGCUGCGAUGGACGGCUGCUGGGGCCUCGGCGCGAGAACAGACGCUCGCUCGUUGCCCAUGGCCGACGCACGGGCGAUCAAAUCCUCCUCCCGUCGAAGAGCCAUCAAAGCCUCUGUACCACGGCUGUCCACCCAGGCAGACACGCCACUGCCCUCCUCGCAUAGCGGCGGGGCUUGGCUGGCAGCAUGUGGUGCUGUUUGUGGUGAUGAUGGCUUGUCGUCUGCAUCAUUGUCAGCCUCCGCCUCCGCAUCAUGAGGCCUGCCGGGGUGAUGCUCGUGGUCCUGGUCGACCCCCUUGUGCAGGUCAGCCAGCCGAAGCGGCGGGAUGUGCACGCGAGGCCGUGACACGAACAAUCGCGCCCCAGGUCCGUCUUCCCCUCCGCCCCUCUCCCUCUCCCUCUCCCCCACUCCAAGUCCCUCUCCCCCAUCGAUGUCACGGUGGCUGCCGUUGCCCCGGUAGGAGGUGGCGAGUGACGAGAAGCCCGGCGAAGACGACUGGUCCUCCGAGUAGCAGAGGCUCGACUCAGACGGGCUCUUGGUCCGGCGGGGGCGAGGGGGGCGGGACGAAGCGGACGGGGACUGCCGGCGGGAGCUCAGGAAGGAACCUAUCGACUCCCUCUCGUCAGCCUCGUCGUCGGGGGGCCUCAAGUGGGGCGACGGCGUGUCAACAGCGGCCGCAGAGGAGGGUCCACGUCCACCAUCCUCAUCUGCCGUGUCCUCAUGGUCGUGUGCAGCCGCCUCAUGGUCAGUGCCAGCAUCACCACUAGUUGCGCUGUCUGGCGGGGCUGACGCGAAUGCAUCUGGAGCAAGGAUCAGACCCUCAGGCCACUCGGCGUCACUAAUGGGAGGCGCGCUGACAAUGACGAACGGCGAGAACGCAGUGGGAGGCCUCGCCGACUCAUCGAAUGUUGCUGCCCUUGUUGCGGUGUCAUUCUGGUGGCGGCUGAUGGAUGCAGCCCCGAAAGAAGAUGGGCGAUGGGCAUGUGUUGGCGCCGCCUCGUCUUGGGGAUGCCGGCCACCCUCCUUAUCAUCAUCAAGAGCAGCACUCUCCUCGCCAUCGUGCGCAUCACCGUCGAAAACCACAGCCUCCAUCAAUCAAUCAACCAGCUCACGGAGAAUCGACAGAUCAACACGGCCGCUGACCUCCGCCGGUCGUCAGCUCCGCACUCGCAGCUAUUCUACU
Molecule: messenger RNA, 3602 nt
Organism: Vitrella brassicaformis
Lineage: Eukaryota; Vitrellaceae
Source: the annotation of a GenBank genome assembly